Molecule: messenger RNA, 393 nt
Organism: Haliaeetus leucocephalus (bald eagle)
Lineage: Eukaryota; Metazoa; Chordata; Aves; Accipitriformes; Accipitridae
Gene: TP53
Product: tumor protein p53
Exons: 3
Coding region: 1-393 (130 amino acids)
Biological process (GO): regulation of transcription by RNA polymerase II; apoptotic process
Cellular component (GO): nucleus
Molecular function (GO): RNA polymerase II cis-regulatory region sequence-specific DNA binding; DNA-binding transcription factor activity, RNA polymerase II-specific
Source: RefSeq, a predicted model, not a curated record
AUGGGGUACUCCCCGGAGCUGAACAAGCUGUACUGCCGGCUGGCCAAACCCUGCCCGGUGCAGGUGAGGGUGGGGGUCCCGCCCCCCCCCGGGUCUUUGCUCCGCGCCGUCGCCGUCUAUAAGAAAUCGGAGCACGUGGCUGAGGUGGUGCGGCGUUGUCCCCACCACGAGAGAUGUGGGGGGCCUGGAGAUGGUGAGGACCCCCCCUUGGGGAUGGGUGCUGGGGGGGUUUGGGGUUCCCUCCUUCGCCGUAACGACAUGUCACCGUUCCCCUCCCAGGUGGGGUCCGACUGUACCACGGUUCUUUACAACUUCAUGUGCAACAGCUCGUGCAUGGGGGGCAUGAACAGGCGCCCGAUUUUGGCCAUCCUCACGCUGGAGGGGCCGGGGUGA